Gamsiella multidivaricata is the source of this 1800-nucleotide messenger RNA. RefSeq lists its product as uncharacterized. NCBI's taxonomy places the organism in Eukaryota, Fungi, Mortierellomycota, Mortierellomycetes, Mortierellales, Mortierellaceae. The record is from RefSeq and is a predicted model, not a curated record. The transcript has 2 exons. Bases 1 to 1800 code for a protein of 599 amino acids.
AUGACUAUCCCUCUUUCUUCGCUUCCCCCCUGUGUAUCCGAGAUCGAAACUGAAGGACAAAAGGCGAGCCAGACAUCAACUCCCUUCAUCCCCUCCUCUGGCGAGAUACAGAAUUCUGGACGCAUACCUUCACUACUACCACAAGCACAAACACAACCUCUUGUUCAGCAAGAGGCGCCUGGCAGUCUGCAGCCAGCUAUCAAUACCAUACCUGAACAAUCCCAAUAUCGACAAUUCACCCCGCGACGUGCCGUAGACGUGAAUAAGGAUCCCACCACUUUUUUUUCAAAACGACAGCUGCCCUAUCAUCGGCCGAGCCAGCAGCAACAGUUUCAGCUACAGCAGCGGCAGCAGAUCGACGGUGGAUCAACACGCGUUUCCACCUUAACCUAUCCCAUGCUCCAUGGUAGCCAGCCGGGCCCUGUCUACAAUUUCGAUGCUUGCUCGUCAUCAACGUGGCCCCAGGGUGUGCCCGACUGUGAGACUCCACUCUCCCCAAUCUCCGCCCAAUCAGCAGCAUCUGUUGCCUCCUCUUCCUCAUCCUAUACUUCACAGCGGUCGAUGUCCUCCACCCCCAUUCGCAUGUCCUCAAACGCUGCUCAGUUCUCGACAUCCUUCCCCGUGCUUUUGAACCCCUCUGUGAAACGAAAGGCAGCCUUCUCAGAUCCGUCCUCAUCCUUAGCUCCUCGCAAACGACUUUCACCUUCGCCAGAAGCAACCUCCUCCCAACAAACGCCCGGCACAGGAAGGGCCCAAGCAUUCGUUUUCAUUAUAGCACACGAAGCGUUUAUUGCUGAACAGAUGGCGCAUCCCGAUAAUUGGCCCGUCUUAACAGCCUUAGGCAAAAACAGGAAGCACAAACGUUCGAAGAAGGAUGUUUACGCAGAUAUCACCGAGAAGUUCAGCAAUCGUUUCACAACCCAGGACUGCACGGUGACACUGGGAGAAAAUCAGAUGAAAAACAAAGUCGAUAACAUGUACCGGAUCUUCAAAAAUGAGCUGAAGCGCUACGACACAACUGGCAACGGCAAUACACCUAAUGGCCCAACGCUGAAUGAGGAGACCAUCGGCCGUUGUCAUUACUUCUUCACCCUGCUCAACGCCGGUAAGCCCACCACCGGGAACAUUAAACCCCGUCAUUUCGAUGAAAACCUCUCUACCGUGAUGUCCAAGCCCAACGCUGUCUCUGGCCCUGAAGCUGCCGCCCUGUACGGCGUUGACGACGAUAGCUUGACGGACGUUGACGAUGGCGAUAUCACCCCUCCAGACGGCCUUAUUGCUAUGACGAGACAGACGCAGCAUUCGCAACAGAAGUCAAAGAGUAAUGGAGGCGCACUCGGUGGAUUGGAGACGCUUGUAGAUCUUCUGCGCCAACAGUCUGAUCAGAAAAAUGAGAUUCUGCGCGAACACAACGCAGAGCAACGGAUGUUGAUGCGCGAACAGCUUGAACGACAACGCAUGACGGACGAGGCUAGACUCUUGUUAGAGCAACAGAGAUUCGCUCAAGAGAGGAGCAAGGAUGAUCACGAGGCGAUACUACGUCAGUUGGAUAUCAAGAGAAGGGAGCAGGAGCUUGAGGAGAUAAGAUUGAAGAAUAUGGAGAGAGAAAUCGCAUUGGAGGAGAGAGAAAUGGCACUGAAGGAAAGGAGGCAAAACAUGCGACGGAUGAACAAUGAGGAGAAUAAAGAACUUUUAUUGGAGCAGGAAAUGAAGCUGGAUGGCACAGGCACGGUGCAGAGCAAAGUGAGAGCAAGGUCCCAGAGCAAGUCGCCGAAUAGGUCACCCAACAAUUCCCCGUAG